Molecule: messenger RNA, 1548 nt
Organism: Pieris napi
Lineage: Eukaryota; Metazoa; Arthropoda; Insecta; Lepidoptera; Pieridae
Product: U-scoloptoxin(01)-Cw1a-like
Exons: 5
Coding region: 131-538 (135 amino acids)
Cellular component (GO): extracellular region
Molecular function (GO): chitin binding
Source: RefSeq, a predicted model, not a curated record
CUCACUAGGCAAUGCAUGAUUAUAAAAUAUGUAACGGCGUUGCAAACGAAUUCAGUCGCUAGCGAGUCGUUAUACUGUGAGUGUGUGUCGAUAUUUUGGAUAUACCUAGAAUACUUGAAAGUCCGUCAAAAUGAAAGCAUCUUGGAGCAGACUUCACUUGGGUUCCGUUGGAAUUAUAGCAAUGUUGUUAUACUUCAUUGAUUUAUCUAUAGCUUCUCUAGACGGUUACGUCCCCGGCGAAGACUACCCAGCCUUCGAGGAGGUGCCCAAAGGCCUCGCAUUCACUUGUGAUGAUAAAAUACCUGGAUAUUAUGCUGAUCCAGAAACACAGUGCCAGGUAUGGCACUGGUGCGUCCCAACCAUUGGUGGAAACAUUCAGUACUCGUUCCUUUGCAACGCCGGCACAGUCUUCAACCAAAGAACGAGAGUUUGUGACUGGUUCUUUAAUGUGGAUUGCCCCAAUGCCCCAGCAUUCUACGCGAUCAAUGAGGACCUCUACAAAGACGAAGCUGGCAACUUUAUCGCAGGAAAAAAGUAGUAUAACAAUAUUGAGUGCCGUAUAAUAUAGUACAAUUGCGUUAAAAAUAAUAUUCAUAAUAUAGAAUAUCCUUAAUAUCAAUCGUCAAAGUCUAGAGCAAACUUCAUAAAAUAUUUAGAAAUUUAAGUUAAAACAAAACUAGUUUUAAUGUAUAAUUUAGAAAACAUCAAUUUCCCAGAUGAUAAUCAAUGAGAUAAUGAUUGUAAUAUAUUUUUGGCGCAUUUGAAUUACCAUUUAGAUAAAUUUAAGCCUAGGUUAAUUUUUAACGCCUGAUAAUAUAAAAUAGCAAAUGCCCGAUAGUAUAUGUUUUUUUUAUCUAUUGUUAAUUUAAAGACGUCUAUAUCAUUUGUAUAUGUAUGUUAUUUUAUAUGUUUAUAUAAUAUUUAUUUUUAUAUUACAGAUCACAUAAUAUUAACACAAUUUUCGACAAAAGACGGUUGAUGGCGCGAACUAACAGACAAAAUUAUAUACUAACAACUGCAUCAAAAUAGACUAAUAGAAACUUACAGAAAAUCGUAGCAAACUGAAAAGUACAAUUAUUUUUAAUAUAACAAUAGUGCCAAAGAUUUUCUGUAAGUUAAAUGUAACGUAAUGUAAGACUAGGAAGUUGUGUUGACUGUGUACCACUUCCGAAAAAUAAUAUAUUUCAAAUUUCACUUAAUAUAAUAAAUUAAAUUAUUUGACUACAUGACACAUAAUAUAACAUUCAAUGUACUAUUUUUCAGAUGCAUCCACUCUUUUUAGUAUUCCUUAUUUUAAUUAUUUUUUAUUUUAUUUGAAAUAUAUAUAUUCGUUGUAAUAUUUUGUGUUUAAAAAGAAAUAAACUUUGGCACAUUUUUAUUUAAUAAUAAAUUAACUAAAUUACGAUUUGUGAUUAAUAGCAAUAAAUCUAUCUGCUCUCCAGUAAUAUUUUACCUAUUUUUAAUAAUUUAAUAAAAAUAAUCGUGUUUCUUUGAAAAUCAUGUAAAUAAUGAAUAGUUACCAAUAACCAAAAUUAUAAUUACUUUGUA